UCUGUGACGCUUGUUAUUUAUGCUUACGUCCCGCUUACUUCACAAAAACAAUUAUUUAACGUGUCCAAGCCUAAAAAAAAGAAUAAAUACGACAGUGAGUGCAAUUUCGAGCCAUGUUGAAAUCUGACCGGCAUUAAACUAUCCCGGAAGAAGGAAAGAAAGACAGUAAAGUAACAUGGCUAGUCCAGCAAACAUGAAGCUCGCGGUUUUGCAAUUGUUCGAGAGAUAUAAACGAUGGAUUGCCAAUAAUCCAAAUCUCGUUACCGAUAUUGAGAGUGCUAUCAAAUAUGUGUCGUUUUUCAGUGCAGGGAGAUUGAACAGCUCAACCUUAGCAUCCGAGUUUGUUUACUCACUACCAAAUCUUAUGGUGUUGUUUAAUGAUCAGAUAAUUAAGAGCAAUAGAAAUAUUGAGACAAAUUUACCAUCGAUACAGUCUAAAAUUAAGAUUUGGUUGACUGUGAUUGAUUACACCGAGGCUUUAUUUGAAGUUUCUGCAAAGAAAGUUUGGGGGGAAGCUGGAAGAUGGUUCAUCAUCUCUUUGAUUCAAUUGCUCAAGGUUGCAAUGCGAUUGUUCCUUGUGUACCGAUACAAAGAGCGCAUUACGCAAUCACCAGCUAUGCCACCACUUAAUAGAGAAAAACUUCUUGAAAAAGAAAAGAACAAUGGUGAUGAUUUACAGAGACCACAAGAAACAUUCUCUCUCAAACGCUCUGGUAAAGUUGUGAGAACUGUAAGGAGUAGUGCUUCACAAACAAGAACCUGGACAACACCUGCUUCAUCUUCUAUGGAAUCAGAGGAAAUUGGUAAUCAGAAUACCAUUGAAACCUUGAAAAAGUCUUUGCUUAUAGCAGAGACUAUGUAUAUUAUAAAGCCAAUAUUGCAUCUUGGAUGUUUGUCUAUUAGUGGGCCAAAGAAUUGGAAUCCUUGGCUCUUAUCUUUUAUUAUUGACUUGGCAAGUUUAAAAAUUUUCAAUAAUGAAACUGAUUUAACUAGAGAAGAACAUGAAGAGUUGUGGAAAAGAAGGAUAGGACUGCUUUUGUAUAUUCUUAGGUCACCCUUCUAUGACAAUUGCAGUCGUAUGAGAAUUUAUUCCCUACUUGAUACCAUUUCCAAAACCAUUCCUCUUGCAAGAUUAAUUGCUGAGCCUAUCGCCAGAUAUUUACCUCACUGGCAGAACACAUAUUUCUACAUGUGGUCCAGUUGAAAACACAUCAAAGAAUAAUCAUUUAUUUGAUGAAAAAGAUUUAGUAAUCGGAUUUUAAUAGUUAAUUUAUACCCUGCUUGAAAAAUCUGUCUUUUCAAAACAAAUUUUUAAAACAAUUACAUAAAAAUUAUGUGUUUAAACUAUGUUGAAUUUGAAAAAUCAUUUAAUUUUUUGCAGUUGCAAAAUACACUAUUGUAUAAUCAUAAACCAUGACACUGUAUUUGCUAAAAAAAACGCGAAUUCAGUUAUCAAAGUUUCUCCAAAAUGAUUUCAAAAGACUUUAAAGAGCUAAGUUUCCUAAAAACUUGUUCAUAAUGGUUGACAUAUUUUUAGAUAUAUUGUAAGAUGAUAUAUGGUGAACAGUUAAUGAAUGUAAGCUUUUUGAUAAAUUUUAGACAUUCCCUGACAGUGGUGAUUGUGACGAAUGAUUUCUUUAUUUACUUACAUUUUUGUAGUUUAAUGUACGUUUCUGGCUGUUGAAUAAAUUGUUUUAUAAAAACUA
Phymastichus coffea is the source of this 1706-nucleotide messenger RNA. RefSeq names its product peroxisomal membrane protein PEX16 (gene Pex16). The coding region runs from base 176 to 1204 and encodes 342 amino acids. Lineage: Eukaryota; Metazoa; Arthropoda; Insecta; Hymenoptera; Eulophidae. Gene Ontology annotation, cellular component: peroxisomal membrane. The transcript is spliced from 5 exons. Gene Ontology annotation, biological process: peroxisome organization. The record is from RefSeq and is a predicted model, not a curated record.